Messenger RNA from Clonostachys solani, 972 nucleotides. Lineage: Eukaryota; Fungi; Ascomycota; Sordariomycetes; Hypocreales; Bionectriaceae. The record is from the annotation of a GenBank genome assembly.
AUGCCGCUAGGCCAAGAACACCUGGCACAAUCGGCGGAGGAAUCGUUCCUCUUCCCAAACGGGCCGGUUGAGCAUAACCGCCAACUGGGCCUCGCAGAAGUUGAGAAAUUCCUGCAAAAGUACGAACGCCUCCAGGCUCACUGGCAAGUUCUCAAGGACUGUGCUAUAGAGAUAAUCAAGGCCAAGAUGAAAGAAAAGGAUAUUCGCGGGCAAGUGACGGGUCGGGUCAAAGACAUCAAAUCACUGAAGGCGAAGCUGGAGCAGAGGAACUCCCGCGCUCCAUACAAAGACGACGAGGCGAUCCUCAACGACGGGCUGGAUUUCGUUGGUCUCCGCAUCGCCCUAUAUCUUCCUGAUGAUCAGCCAAAAGUCGAGCUCCUCCUCAAAGAGGCGUUCGUGUAUGAGUCCACCACGACCUUUGAUCGGGAUUGGGAUUAUGGAAGGCCCCAAGCCUACCGCAAAAGGUUUGGCGAGUACGCAGCCGACCAUGUCUGGGUCAAACUCAACAAGGGCGGGCAGCUUCAAUACUACAAAAUGUUCAAGGACUACCAGCGCGAUGCCAUAACAGGUACUAGUAUCAUAUAUCAAUCACAGCCUCUCGAGGUCCAGCUGCGAUCUGUCCUAAUGGAUGCAUGGGCGAACAUAAGCCACUUUUUGGAGUAUAAACACUUGGACGGUGCUCCGUCCGGAAAAGAGAUGCAGCUGCUCGACGCUAUCAAAGGACAGGUCGAAGGCGCCGAAAUCCUAAUUGAUGUCCUGCAUCAAGAGCAUAACAAGAGAAUUAAUAACAACAAGAGACGUAUUGAUUCUGUUGAAGACGUCAAUGAUAUUGUCACGGAAUACAUUCCCGCGGACUUACUGCGCAAAAUCCCCCGCGGAGACAUGGAGCUACUUUUGAAAGUUCUCCAGACUCUCGACCACGCAACUCCGUACAAGUUACGGAAACUCAUGGCAGAAGUCAGCGUUUCCUAA